This is a messenger RNA of Piliocolobus tephrosceles (Ugandan red Colobus), 663 nucleotides long. RefSeq names its product YAE1 maturation factor of ABCE1 (gene YAE1). The record is from RefSeq and is a predicted model, not a curated record. NCBI's taxonomy places the organism in Eukaryota, Metazoa, Chordata, Mammalia, Primates, Cercopithecidae.
GACCGGAAGGAGUUGUUGGCGCUUCCGUUGGCCUGCGACCCUGUAAUUGCCUCGGUGAUGUCGUGGGUUCAAGCAGCCUCCUUGGUCCGGGGUCCUGGAGACAAAGGGGACGUGUUUGACGAGGAGGCAGACGAAUCGCUCCUGGCGCAGCGGGAAUGGCAGAGCCACAUGCAGAGACGAGUCAAAGAAGGUUAUAGAGAUGGAAUAGAUGCUGGAAAAGCAGUUACUCUACAACAGGGCUUCAAUCAAGGUUAUAAGGAAGGCGCAGAAGUCAUUUUAAACUAUGGACGACUCAGAGGAACGUUAAGGAAAUCAACGGAUUGGAGCCUACUGGGCUUGAGAGCCCCGCUGAGGAGCCCGGAGGUUGAGAUGCAACUACGGCUGCAUCCUCUCCGGGUCGCCGGCCACAUGGCGAGCGGGGCUAUGCCGAAACAGCCUACGGAGCUCGAGCUCGAGGCGACGCUGCUGAGCCAGGUUCCCCAAAGCGGCCGCGCCACUCCCCGCUUCCCCGCCCGGCUCCGGGCCCCAGGCCCCCGCUUCAAACGCAGACCCCACCGCGACCCUGCAGCAGCCAGCCCCGCCUGGCCGCCAGAGGCACCUUCCAACUCCGAAGCACAUUUUUCAACACAUAAUAGAAUCAUUAUCAGAGGUGGACACAUUUAG